AUGUCCCGACCCGUAAGACGUUGUCCAGUAUCCCUGGCUGUGUUGGAAGAAAUUGCUUUGGAGGGCUUAGAAGGCAUAACUCUAUCAACACUGUGGUCUUAUUUAUGUGUAGACUUGGAGGUAGAACCUCCUUUGCCUUCAGAUGUUAAAGAUCGUAUAUGGAAUUUCGUGAAACGCAAUACACAUCAAUUAGAUUUCUAUGAAUUACCUGUCGAGAGACCAAUAAUGCUAUGUCAAAAUCGUUUUUCAUAUGUGGAACCUGAUUUUGGAAUACCGCUUGAGCCGGAUCCCAGCAUAUUUCUACGGUAUAAAUUCGUGCCUGUUGAGGAUGGUGAUGUACGCGGCUCAUGUGAACACUACAAGGAGCGGAAAAAGAUAGAAUCUACCGAGGUGAACGACUUAAAUGUCGAAGCUAUUUUAGAGCGUUGGGGCAAUAGAUUUGUCAUAGUAGCUUCACAAGAACUACGAUAUUGUGUGCUUACACCCAAAAACAAACCAAUACCGCGAGAUCUAACACUCUUACAAUAUUGUGUUUGGGAAGCCAUUGGACGUUCUCGAUAUAACGGAGAGACAACGACGGGACCUUGUUCAAUAUACCCGAUGUGCAAGGACUCUUCGGUAGUUUUUUAUAUUAAACAAAGAUUGAUAUAUAUUGGAUUGAUCGUGCAAAGCGCCUUUAAUGAAUUUCGUGAUGAUCGCCUCGUUGUUUCGUCUUUAUUGAAUUUAACGCAAUAUGUGCCCGAAAUUACAAGCAAUAUAAUAUGUCUUAUUGAAAAAAUAUAUGAUUUAGUCAAAAAGUCCGGCUACUUAGCGCUAACGGAGCUACGCAGUACAAUCCCAAUAUUUACACGGAAAUCCACAUUUCGCAAUCUUGUAAUGACUCCAUAUUUUCAACGCGUUUUUGAAAUGAAGAAAGUAUUCACGGGCCGACAAAGUUUAAAGAAAAAAGAUGUCAGUGUUUUGGCGAUAACAUUAAAGAAUCCGGAAACACCAUUAGAUGACCUAAUAAAUGAAGUGACGCAAAUCGAUAAAGAGGUCGGAGUUGAUUUUACAGACGCUUUCGUUGAUGACAAACACUCCUUUGUGGAUAUGCCAAUUAGAGAAGAAUUCUAUCGCGCCGUUUUGCGACACGGCACACGCGGUUGCAGUCAUACAGAUCUAGGAAAUUAUUUGAGCGAAUCACACUGCAUAGUGCGGCAAAUGGUUAAAGCGAUGCUGCGCAGUGGGUUGAUAAUACCGCAUGUCGUAGAUGAGGGACGACAGCGUAUACACAGAUAUGUGGCACUGGAAGUUAUAAACGCACAGAAGUCCAAUAAGGAAGUGGAAGUUGAGCAGCCAGAGGAAAAGCCUAAAUUUGUCGAUCUACCGCCAAUAUCACAUGGGGAAGAUAUCUGUAGUGUUGAUUAUGCACAAAUCGAGUCCACUCUUGAAGAUUACGUGUACAAGGAAAAGCUAUUUCGCGUUGUUUUCACUAGCCGUCAACAAUAUCGACGCGAUUUUAUAGUUCGCCAGUUAAACGAGUCGUAUGUAAUGUCAACUAUAACAUUGCGUAACCGAUUACAGGAAGCAGAACAAAAGCUGGGGCACAAAGACGAAAUGUGUUUUAAGUCGUUGGCACGAAUUUUUAUGGAGAUGAAGAGAAGUGAGAAUUUGAAAAUUUAUGAAAUAACUUUAAAAUAUAAAGGUCAUACACGCACUCACCGCUAUGUGGCACAUCCACAAAUCGACAAAAAUCAUGCACUGUUACAGAAGGAAAUGAAUAGCUUGAAGAAUACGCUUAUUAUGUCAAGAGAAAGAGAAGAAAGCAAGAGACACAAUUAUGAAUGCCGUUUAGCUAAGCGUGCUUUAAAAGCUUCACGUAAAAUUCAAAAAUCUACUGAAAAUAAAAAUUUAAAGCUGAACAUCACGCCCGAUCAAUUACCGAGUCCACCGAAAUUCCUGUUAUCGCGUUAUAUGCAUGAAUUUCUCUUUUAUAUUGUGGUAGAAUUAAACGAGUAUCAACAAUUGUUAGCAAUCGACGAGUCUUUGUUGCAAAACUGGAAAGAAAACGAGCCGAGUUUGCAAGUGAAUGAGUUUCUGCAAACCUUACAUGCCGGCAUAGAAGUACAGCACGCUUAUAUGCAACAGCUGAAUUGGCGCACAUUUAUACCACCAUUACCAAGAUACUCCGACAAGCCCGCCGGCUGGGUGAACAUGGUGGAUGCUAUUGAACGAAUACCACUUUUAAUUUUUAACAAAAUGUUUCGCUUCCAACAAACCGAAAACAAUGUUCUGGAGGAAUAUUUAGCACAUCCAAUACGCCAGAACUAUCUUAUACGACAAUUACCAACUGAUUUACAAAAUCAAAUCAAUCGUGUUUAUUUACAUCGCAUUUGCACCAUGGUGCUUAAACUAUUGAAUCACAUGGGCUUGAUACAAGUUGGGGAAAGCGUUAAUUUCAAAGAUACCAUGAAUAUAUGGGUAUAUCUAAAUCGGCGCACGCAAAUACUCGAUACAACACCAUCGGAGGCGAGCUAUAAUAAAAUCAACACAGCGCGAAAAUAUGAAAAAUUAGAUUUUCACUUUUCCACCUUCGAGGACAUCGUCAUGUAUUGGAACAAUGUUCAUCGUAUAUGCGUUUAUACAAAACUUGGACGUCUUAGUGCCAAAAGUAAUGAAAAAGCACAAAAACGUAAAGAAUUGAGUUUCUUGCCGGCUGUGAGUUUCGAUGAAGCGCCAAAUUUUGAUAAUGGCGAAGUGCCCGGCGACCGCGCAGGUGCCGCUGGUUUUGCCUCGCGUUUGUUUGCGCAUGCGUUGCGCGCCUGGUCGUGGAUAUUGAGUACGAACGUCAAACCGUUGCUGACACGCACAGGUCGUGUACCGUUAUCGCGUCUCACCUCUGGUAAACACUUGCGUUUAAUGGGCUUGCGAAAAUCUCGCCUACAUAACGCGCACGUCAAGCGUUUACCGCACUCGACUACAGCGAAACGUGCCGCCACUACGAAGAAGUCCUCAUCCAUGCGUGACGCUAUCGACCGUGAUGCACUGAAGAAUAUGCGCACAUUGCGUGCAAUUUGGGACAAGAAUGAGGAUGAUUUGUUGAAAUUGGCGCGCGCUGUUUAUAUAUACAUUGCAGCGCCUGUGCCGGUGCUCGGUCUAAUGGUCGUUGGUAAAAUUUGUCGUGAUAUUAUAAGACACAGCUUAGGAAUACGCAAUAAAACUACGCAGGCAUGCCACCGCCGCAUGCAGUAUAUAGUCAAGUUGGGUAGACACAUUCCGGAAGUACCCACCUGGGUGCAUAUGCUGCAAACAAACUCCGAGAUUCAACAACGUUAUGGUGAACAUUUUCUGCAAGAACUGAAAAUUGUCUACCCCGAUCGUGAAGAGUACUGCCAAGCUUUGGCCUUGCAUUUUAUAGAAAUCGUCCAUUUCUUAUAUGAGUUGGUGCAAAAUGUUAAAGAGAAGGAAGCGACUACUGCGGCACGACCUCGUUUCAAAAUACCCGAUUGUAUUGAAGAAUUCCAUCGGUUAUAUGCACAACGUGCGGCGGCACAGGAAGAGAAAGGCAUGAAGUAUUUGGAGCCGCUUAACGAACAGGAUGCACUCACAGUACUUGCAAUUAAUGUUUUACACAGUUCACUGUGCUCGGCACUUGACAAGACCACUUAUACGGCACAAGCUUUUGAGAUUUUUAAAAAAUUCUCCGAGGAAACAUUGCAGCGCGCUUUCCGAUUAGCACGUAAUGGCACUUUGAUAGUGGCGAAUAAACGCAAGAAUAUUGAGAUGCUACCCAGCCAGCUGACGAGUCCAGCUUAUUCGCUUUCGGUGCAUUAUCAACGUCGUUUGAUCUUUCUACGCAUACCUUAUCACAUCUACGAUUCAUAUUUUGGAUUCUUUGAGAAUGCGCUAGACGUUUUAAUGCAGCCCAAAGAGGAGGAAUUUCUGAAUCAGCCGUCUACUAGCAAAGCACGUUCAUUUAAAAAUAUUGUAGAGCUUCGGUCGCCAAAUGCCGGGCAACUCUUCUUUAUUGGCGAGGGUUUGGCACGAAAUUUUUGGAACUGUAAUAUAAAAUUUCCCAGCAAUAUAUUAACGGUGGACGCUGAAAAGAGGCAGACGCUAUCGUCGAUGGAUCGUAUACUCGAUCAUUAUCACUGCAUCUUCGAUCAUGCACCCGAGACAGAGUACACUAAGAAUUUUGAAACUGAAGCCAACGGAAAACAGGUCCGCGUUAAAUUUCAACCUGCAAAUUUGAGCUAUAAAAUCACCUAUAGCCCGUACGACUUUAUAUCCAAGCUGCCAACUCGCCAUCUACACUUUUUCUGUGCACUCGACCAUCUCAAUCAAGAGGUGGAGAUCAACUUUAGUCGCCUAAUGCGUAAGGAUGAUGAGCACGACACCUUUUGCAUUGAGUGUCCAUUUAACUGUGUACUGAAACACGCCAACUACAUCAAUGCCAUUGAGCGAAUUGUGCAGGAGAAACGAAAUGUUUUGAGGGACCUAACCGAAAUGCCACCGCAAAAGCUUUUGAAUAUGGCUUUGAGUGGUUGUUCUGUAACUGUGGAGUCAUCGAAUCUGCUAACCUUGGUGCGCAUGUUGGAAUCCUUCUGGCAUGAAAAGGAAACGGCAUGCGAAAAGAAAGAUCUGGGUCGUGUAUCGGCGAAUGUGAAGGUGAACAAGUCUAUCGACUGGCAUCAGUUGUGCUGUGAAAUACUUCAGUAUAAUGCAGCGGAGGAAGAUAAUGACAAAAAUGAUGAUUAUGAGCCAACGCUCAACAAGGAGGAGCGUCUAGCACGCGCUCAGGAUGUCUUUGUAGUGAAUCUGCCAACGUUACAGUUGGAGGCAAAUAGAGAUUUUUGCUUACUAAGCAAAGAAACUGUGGUCCACAAUGACGUUUGUGUACCCAAACGUUUAAUGGAGCCAGAACUUUUACGUGAACAAAUACUGAGGAAAAUUGUAGAUGAAUCGCAUUGGAAGUAUACCGAAAAUACCUUUGAGGUGCUCAAACCGAAACUAAGUAAACUGGGCUUUAAUGAAAUGGAGCAACAUCAUGUGGAAGACUUGCUUAAAUUUAUUGAGAAACAUAAGCUCGGUGUGCCCGUUACAGAUUUGCUGCAUGAGUUUCCCUACACACAAUUCCUCGCGCGCGCUUUGCGGCUACUUUCCGAGCAUUAUCUCGUCAAACGUGUUGGCGUGAACAAACCGAUGUAUGUACAUAAAACAAACAUUCGUCCUUGGGUUGUGCACACAUUUCAUCUUAAGCGGCUGGAACGCGAGAAACUGGGUCCAGAUGGCACAGCAAGUCUUAAGCGAGCCUCAACCGCUGAUGAUGCCACUUUAGGUGACGAAUGUGAUGAAGAGGCUUGUCCCAGCAAGCGCGUCAAGUUGACUGAUGAUACAAGUGAAGCUGUAGAGAAUCAACGUAGCAGUAAACGUAUCCCUAAGCCAGUAAAACGAUUCGAAGGCGAAAAUACGAAUGUUAAGAAAGAAAAAGAGAGCAAAAGUGAUGUCAUUGUGAUGAAACCUCAUCCCUGGAUACGUCUAAAUGGCACUAUUAACCGUCGUGUAUUGGAUCGGUGGAUGGGUUCUCUUCUUACGGAAUGUAUAAGUCGUUCUGGUAUAAUGGUAUUAGAAUUGUGUCUAAAGUUCACACAUUUACCACCCGUCGAUGUUAUGUUUUUACUUGAAAUAUUAAGUGAUUUGAAAUGUGUACACUUAACGGAAAUGAAACCCGCCGUUCCCACUCUAUUCUCAUCAUACGAAAAUCUUGAAGAAACUAUCGUAACCGAGUUCUAUGUUCCGGAGCAUACUUAUGUGACGGCGCAUGCGGAUGCACUGACGCGCAUGGCAAUGUUUAUUGGCAAGAAAAAGUAUAGUACACAAUUCUUUUAAGCGGUUUCUUUAUUUUACAUUAUUUAUCUAUGAUAUAAAUUAAGUUUUUUUUUCAUAAAACGCAUGAACAAAAAUAAAUUAGUCUGGCUUUAUUAAAGUCUACAUACAACCACGUAGA
Molecule: messenger RNA, 5986 nt
Organism: Ceratitis capitata (Mediterranean fruit fly)
Lineage: Eukaryota; Metazoa; Arthropoda; Insecta; Diptera; Tephritidae
Product: general transcription factor 3C polypeptide 1
Exons: 13
Coding region: 1-5868 (1955 amino acids)
Biological process (GO): 5S class rRNA transcription by RNA polymerase III; transcription initiation at RNA polymerase III promoter
Cellular component (GO): transcription factor TFIIIC complex
Molecular function (GO): DNA binding
Source: RefSeq, a predicted model, not a curated record